AAAAUAUUUGGGACAAAUUUAUAUUUUUUUCACAUUUCAACUCACCAGAAUUAUACAUUAUACAUACAAAUAAUUGUUGUACGUAUAUAUAGCCGUGAAAAAAUAUGGCGAACAUUUUCCGGCGAGGCGCUGAUCGGUUGUGUAUGUUAAGAAACGCAUACUCGACUGACGCGUUGGUUAAAAACAAGCCUUCUCCUCCGCCCGACGUCGGAUUGAUCUCCGGUAUACCUGAACAACAGCUUUCCCGGCGGGUUGUCAUUUACUCGCCUGCUCGCACUGCAUCACAACAAGGAUCCGGCAAAGUUGGAAAAUGGAAAAUUAACUUUAUGUCUACACAAAAGUGGGAAAAUCCAUUGAUGGGCUGGACAUCCACUGGGGACCCAUAUGCUAAUGUUGGUGAUGCAGCACUAAGCUUUGACAGCAAAGAAGCAGCUAUGGCAUUUGCUGAGAAACAUGGUUGGGAAUAUGUGGUCAAGAAACAUCAUACACCUCUGCUGAAGAUGAAAUCGUAUGCAGACAAUUUCAAGUGGAAGGGUCCAGCAGGGAGCGAGGCAAACUAUUCAAAGCGAGAGAAGAAGCAGACACAGUAGUUCGUGUAAUCGAUAUACUGUCUGCCUGCUGUAGGAUUCUAAUAGUCCUCUAGAUCAAUAAAGUUCACAGGCUAAUGCUAUGUACUUGUGAAAACUGUAUCUCUCCCUGUAUUGACAGAUCAAAGUUUGCUAUCAUAUAAACUUCCCUGUGGAGUUGUAAAGAUCUUGAACCAAAUCAAGAACAUGAAACAUUCCAAGGCAGUAAUCAUAAGCAUA
Daucus carota subsp. sativus is the source of this 806-nucleotide messenger RNA. RefSeq names its product NADH dehydrogenase [ubiquinone] iron-sulfur protein 4, mitochondrial. Bases 105 to 590 code for a protein of 161 amino acids. NCBI's taxonomy places the organism in Eukaryota, Viridiplantae, Streptophyta, Magnoliopsida, Apiales, Apiaceae. Gene Ontology annotation, biological process: electron transport chain. The record is from RefSeq and is a predicted model, not a curated record. The transcript has 5 exons.